CAACUUUGCUUCGUUAAGCGGCGACGCAGUUUGUGGGCUUGAUGGGCUUGGUCGACGCGCUGCUGGCGCGCCUGCGCGGCUUGUGUGGCGGCAAACUCGCCGUAUGCAGCAGACCCUCGGCGAAUGGGCGCCGGGGGCGGCUAUGGAGCCGUGCCGCAGAGCUCGCCGCCCGCCUCGCCGCCGGGGCCGACCUGGCAGCAGCAGCAGCAGCAGCCUCCGUACCCGCAGCCGCAGCAACAACCAGCCGCACUGUCAGGCGGGGAAGGCGGCUUCUUGGGAGUUGGACCGGAUGCGGCGCGGGGUCCGCCGCCGGCUGGCUGGCUGGCAAUGAGUGGCGGCGCACCGGCGCCCGCCACACCCGCAGAGGCCGCCCCUGCCGGCUUCCCGCUGCCGCCCCAGCAGCUCCAGCCGCCAACGUCGCAGCCCAUGUACCAGCCGCCGCCGCCACAGCAGCAGCAGUGGCAGCAGCCGCCGCCACCACAGCAGCAGCAGCAACCCGUGUACGGCUACGGCGCUCCAGGGUACGGGCCUGGCAGCGCCUACGGCGCCGGUGCGGGCAUGGGCCCCGGCAUAGGUAUGGGCAGCAUGGGCAUGCAGCCUGGCGGGAUGGCGAUGGGCCGGCCGGGCUUUGGUCCGGGCGGGCUGCUAGCGGGCGGGCUGGGAGGCCUGGGUGCCGGCCUCCUGCUGGGGGGAGCGCUGGAUGCAGGCGACGGCGGCGGCGACUGGGGGGACGGAGGCGGCGGCGGCUUUGGGGACGGUGGUGGUGGGUUUGGUGAUGGGGGAGGCGACUUUGGCGGCGACUGAGCUCUGAGCGCGUGUGUGUUGAAACACAUAAGGGAAGGAGAGAGAGUGUGUGCGUUUGCAGGCGUCUGCGGCUGUGUACAUUGAACGUGAUGGCUGUUCGGUUGGUGGGUGGUGUGCGGCUUGUGGCGCGGCUGGGAAGGGCUUGGAUUGGGUCGUGCCCAGUAACUCGCGCGUGUGACACUGCACCCAGGGCCUGGCGGUUGACACGUGCGACCUGGUGUCUGCGGCACGGGCUCGUGGAACUGUGGAUGACGGGCGUGAGACGGGGUGUCGUGUUGAACCUUGUGCGGAAAAAGAGAGGGCGGUAUGAGGGCAGGGGGGAAGGCGUCCGAGACGUGGCAUAAGGCGGCGUAAGCAUGAAAGGUUUCGCAGGGCGGAGUUCAUACCAUGCACGCAGUGACGUCGAAAAGAUUUUGGCCUGUAAGCACCAUUAUCU
Molecule: messenger RNA, 1240 nt
Organism: Chlamydomonas reinhardtii
Lineage: Eukaryota; Viridiplantae; Chlorophyta; Chlorophyceae; Chlamydomonadales; Chlamydomonadaceae
Exons: 3
Coding region: 124-804 (226 amino acids)
Source: RefSeq, a predicted model, not a curated record